This is a messenger RNA of Vanrija pseudolonga, 5900 nucleotides long. It is a transcript of the gene apsA, whose product is annotated as Anucleate primary sterigmata protein A. The coding region runs from base 418 to 5718 and encodes 1766 amino acids. Gene Ontology annotation, molecular function: tubulin binding; phospholipid binding. The record is from RefSeq and is a predicted model, not a curated record. The transcript is spliced from 5 exons. NCBI's taxonomy places the organism in Eukaryota, Fungi, Basidiomycota, Tremellomycetes, Trichosporonales, Trichosporonaceae. Gene Ontology annotation, biological process: maintenance of protein location in cell cortex; microtubule cytoskeleton organization. Gene Ontology annotation, cellular component: cell cortex; mitochondrion.
CAAACACCAACCCACAAACCACUCUACCCCCUUCCCGUUUGUGUGAGACCUUCCUUACAACAUUGCAACUUGGCCAUAUACAACAUUGUCUUUUGCCUCGCACGGGUUGGCGCCAGCAAAAGUCACACACACUCUUUAACACCCACACUUGACCUUGUCAUCUUGAACACACCCCAUUGCCUUGACCAAGGACGACUUGCCCCGCCCGCACCCACCGCUUCAACGUCGAGAGGUAAACAGAUCAACCCUGCAACGGCCCAGAGCCGUCUGCAACACUCCCCUCGCAACGCUUGAACCCGUCACUUUGAUCUUGGACACCACACACACACUCAAGUUACAUUCUACCAUUUCAUUCAACGAGUCAUCGACUCUCCAACACUGUAGCCGUUCAUUGCUCUCACCGAGCAGUGUCGCAACAUGGAGGACCCCUUUGGCUCGACGCCCAUCGAAGGCGCCGGCGUGCGCAAGAAGCGCUCUCGCGGCAACCUCCUAAACCCCCUUCCUGCUCCGCCAGGGUCGGACGCCAUCGCGGAACAGCUAGAGCGUGCGGCUUCGCCAGAACUAGUCGUCACCGACCUGAAUGCCGUGUCACUCCGUCAACAGCUCCAGCAGCUGCUCGAGCACAAGGGCCAGCAGGCCCAGGUUGUGGGCCAGAUGGGCCAAAACAUCCUCGCUCAGCAGGCCGAACUGGAAGAGCGGAUCCAGUCCCUCGGCGACAUGGACGAGGACGGCGACGACAUUGGUCACGACACCCAUGCCAAGCUUCUCGAGCUGCAGGAGGCAAUGAAAGGCUGGGACUCGGACAACCAAGGAAUCAUGCGUGAGCUGGGUGGAUCCAAGUUUCUGGACGCGCACAUUGUCCCCACCGUCGACGCCAUAACGCCUGGCAAGAAGUCCAACGGCGAGACGCCUGUGACAUUGUCACGGCGUCAACGCAAUGCGCAGCACCGAGCACUCGACAUGGAGUUUGCCACCGAGAUUGGCCAAAACCUCUUAGUCGAGGUGCGAAGAUUGCAGGCCCUCCUCAACGAACGGGAUCGUGCCAUCGGGCAACUGGGCGAGGAGAAGGAUGGCUGGGAAGCGGAGCGCGGAGAGCUGGUGGCUGCGGUUCGGACGGCUGAAAGCACCGCAGUUCACAUCACUCACAUUGGAACAGAGCGGUACAAGGACGACAACUGGAACCUCGAAGUCGCGCUCCAGGAGCUGCGAUCAAACCACCAGGAUGUUCAAUCGCAGCUCACAAAGGCUUCUGGCGAGCAAACUCGUCUCACAAAGUCCCUCGCUGCUGUUCGCGAGGCAGCCGAGACGCACAAGUCUGAGGCCGAAAGGCACGCACAGACUAUCGACGAAAUGAAGUUCAAGCACGAGACAGAGAUGGCCCAGGCUCGCAAGGCAACGGCAGGUCUCGUCAGAGACAAGAGCGACCUCCUCAGCGAGCUCACCAACGAACGUCAGCGCCAUGUCAAUGCGCUCAAGUCUAGGUCCAACCGCCUCGGCAGCCCUCUUGUCCGCGGCGGCGAUGACCUCGAGGACGACGAUGAAGACGUUUUCCUCGGCGGUGACGGCCAUGGACGGCCACGCAAGGGACCUGGCUUCGAUGCCAACGACAACGCUCUCUCUCCCUCUCAGCUCUACGCCUCCGACUUUGAAUCCCCCGACAACACUCCCAACAGGUCCUUGUCCCUCUCCCGCUCGCCCCUUGGUGAGAUGUACGUCAAUGAGGUCGAGGAGCUCCGCGAGUCCCUCGCUCGUGCCCAGGAGGAGAUUGCGUACCUCAAGGACGACCUUCGCCGCACCCAGGACGACGAUGAAGUCGACGAGUUUGGCACUCGCACACCGGCACAUGGUGUCGACGAUGACACUCUCAAGGCGUCCCGCGGUGGCAGAAGUGUCGGUCGCGGCAGGAGAGGAGGACGAGGUGGAAGAGGAAUUGCCGCCUCCAUCACCCGCAAGCUCGGCUUCCCUCGCGCCUCGUCUGGUCUCAGCACCGGUUCUGCAGACCAGAGCUUCAACUCGGGCUCGUCUGGAACCCCUGAUCUUCUUCGCAACCGCAGCAUCGACUCGUCUUCGGCCCCUCUCGUCUCUUCGCCGUUGGCCAACCGUAACGCUACCCUCGGCGAGUCGCUCGGUGACUCUCUCGGCGAAGAUUGGGAGCCCAGGCACAGCCGCAGCAUUUCGGAUGUCAGCUUCAAGUCGACUGGCGAGGAUCUUGAUUCGGUUCACGCCCACAUUGUCGGCCCCAAUGUUGCUCUCAGCGACGAGCUGACAGCCGAAACCGGUGCCUAUGCCGACGCCGGUGUCAUGACCGAGCGGUGGUCGCCUGGCACAUCGCCCGUCCGCGCCUUACCGACAUCCGACACCCUGGCAACUAUCACUGCCGGUGAUGCCGAGGCUGAGGAGACAACUCCAUCCAAGAAGACGAUUGCCCUUCCACCCUUUCGCCCCGAGUCGUCUCUCUCCGAGUUCCGUACCGACACCGAGACGGAGACCGACUUCGAGGACGCCCGGGAGACUGUCGGCACGCUCACCCCUGUCCAGUCUACCUCCGAACUCCCGACCGAUACUGAUGACUAUGCCACCGCAACCGGUGGCGAUUCAAGCGCCGGCGAGGACAGCGAUGACGACAAGCACACCAGCCGCCUUCGUUCGUUCGCCCCGGUCGGCCUCGGCUUGGGCGCUGCUGCUGCCGCGGCUGGUGGCUGGGCAGAGGCCCGCCGCGUCUCUCGCAUGGCCAGCCGAGACAAGGUCAACGAGCGCGUCGUCGAGGUUCCCGUCGAGAAGAUCGUGGAGCGUAUCGUCGAGGUGCCCGUCGAGAAGAUUGUCGAGAGGGAAGUCAUCAAGGAGGUCCCUGUCGAGAAGAUUGUCGAAAAGGAGGUCAUCAAGGAGGUCAUCAAAGAGGUCCCCGUCGACCGCAUCGUCGAAAAGGAGGUCAUCAAGGAGGUUGCCGUCGAGAAGAUUGUGGAACGCAUCGUCACCGUCCCUGUGGAUCGCAUCGUCGAGAAGGAGGUCUUUGUCGACAAGAUCGUCGAGAAGGAGGUCUUUGUUGACAAGAUCGUUGAGAAGGAGGUCUUUGUCGACAAGCCCGUCGAGGUCUUCGUUGACCGCGAGGUGAUCGUCGAGAAGCCAGUCGACCGGAUCGUCGAAAAGAUCGUCGAGGUCGAAAAGAUUGUCGAACGCGAGGUCAUCGUCGAGAAACCCGUCGAGGUCAUCGUCGAGAAGAUUGUCGACCGUCCUGUCGAGGUCAUUGUCGAGAAGAUCGUCGAGAAGCCCGUCGAAAUCGAGAAGAUUGUCGAGGUCGAACGGGUGGUCGAGGUCCCCAAGAUCGUCGAGGUCGAGAAGCACGUCGAGAAGGUUGUUGACCGCCACGUCGAGGUGCCCAAGAUCGUCGAAGUCGAAAAGAUUGUCGAGCGCAUCGUCGAGGUACCCGUCAACGUCGACGUGGAGAAGAUUGUCGAAAAGGAAGUCAUCAAGGAAGUCCCCGUGGACCGCAUUGUCGAGGUCGAGAAGAUCGUCGAAAAGAUCGUCGAGACUCGCGUCGAGGUCCCAGUCGAAGUCCCCAUCGAGCGCAUCGUGGAGGUCGAAAAGAUUGUGGAGAAGACUGUCGAGGUUCCCGUCGAGGUCGAGAAGAUCGUCGAGGUUCUUGUCGAGGUUCCUGUCGAAAAGAUUGUCGAAAAGACAGUCGAGGUUCCUGUCGAGAAGAUCGUCGAAGUGGAGAAGAUUGUGGAGGUGGAGAAGAUUGUGGAAGUGGAGAAGAUUGUCGAGGUGGAGAAGGUCGUCGAGCGGCUCGUCGAAGUCCCAGUCGAGGUCGAACGCAUCGUGGAACGCCAAGUCGAGGUCCCCGUCGAGGUCGAGAAGAUCGUCGAACGCCACAUCGAAGUUCCUGUGGAGAAGAUUGUCGAGCGGAUCGUCGAGGUCGAGAAGGUUGUCGAGGUGCCGGCCACCUUGGCCCCAGACGCGGCGACCCGCGAGCCGAUCACUCCGGUUACGGCUAUGGCACCACGCUCGCCCGACCUUGGAUUCUACCGUGUCUCUCCCGGCGCAAACUUCGACUUCUUGAAGGCACCGCCAACUCCUCAGAUGAUGGGCCGUCGUGCUUCGUCAUCGUCCUUAUCAGGACACGGACGCCUCAUCGAAGCGGAUGCCAGUGCUGGCCAGCCUCGCUCUCGCGACUUGGCACAUGCCGACGUGGAUGGUCUGCCGCCGCACAUUCCCGUGCACCUUCAGGCUGCCGAGACGCCUGCACCGGACAAGACCCGCCCCCCUCAGAUGCACCUUCCUCCUCCGCCCCCGGUCCCACCGCCCGCCGACGUUCCGAUCAAGACAAUGUCGACUGGCCCAACGCGCCCCGUCUCACCACCUCCCGACGACUUCCUGUCCCGUGCCAUUUCGCCAAAUGGUACUACCCGCGGCCCCAAGAAGUCUAGCCGAUCCGCUCCCACGGCAGCCGGUGCAGCCAUCCGCGUCGCUGGCGGCGCUCCAUCAUCUAUGGGCCCUCCCACCAACCUCCACCGCGGAACGUCAUUCAACAGCAGUGGCCGCAAGACUCCUGGCAACAAGGAGGUGGAUGCGUGGCAGAAGUCUCGCGACACGGUCAAGCGCAAGGCCACCCAGGUCAUCAACGAGAAUGGCAAGAUUGGCACUACCGGAUACACGUCUGCCAACUCCAGCGUAUCCGACUUCCGGGAGCGCAACGCGUCGUUCACCUCGAUCGAGAGUGUCGUUCCUCCAAAGACGCAGCGCGCUGCUCAGCCACAAACGCCAUCCACGGACCCCAGCACGAUCCACUCGAUCACGCAGACCAUGAUCGGCGAGUACCUCCACAAGUACACGCGCCGCACCAUCGGUCGCGGAAUGUCGGAGAACCGCCAUCGCCGAUUCUUCUGGGUGCACCCGUACACAAAGACCCUCUACUGGUCUACCCAGGACCCUGGCAGCAGUUCGGCUUCCGAGUCCAAGGCCAAGAGCGUGUUCAUCUCGGCUGUCCGUGUUGUUGACGACUACAACUCUGCUCCCCCUGGCCUCUACCAAAAGUCGAUUGUCGUCACGACUCACGGCCGCGAAAUCCAGUUUACGGCGCCGUCAAAGGCUCGACACGACUUAUGGAUGAGCGCGCUCAACUUCCUGCUCCAGCACCAGCAGCCCCCAUCGAACACUGAUGGCUUCGCUACCGAGACGACAAACGACAACACAACCAGGAGUCGUCGCCUUUCUGUCAUUCCCGACGAGCACGGCCAGCUCCGUUCACCAAAGUCGCGCUUAAGCAUGCGGAGUAUGGACUCUAACGGUGCGACACCACGGGCGUCGCAAGUGCGCCCUACAUCGUCGUUGAGCGCUCGAAAGCGAGUUGGCACCCCUGCCGACACGUACUUGCGCCGGCACCAGGUUCCGCAGCCCAACUUUGGCGGCCACCGUUACAAGGGAGCGUACAAGGGUGUCCCAAUCGCCGACGUUGCUGCCCUGGAGCAGGACUAUGACCAGGUUGCCCGUGACGAUGAGGACUUUGACGAAUCGUUUGAGGGCCUUGACAAUGUCAGAGCAUGCUGUGACGGACGACACACCGUCGGUCACGACCACCACCAUCAUCACCACAACUCGACGUCGUCUGGCGCCCAGACGCCUGCCCGUGCCAUGACACCAGUGCGCACCCAGACACCGUCAAUUAGAUCGCGUGCCAGCUCGAUUCUGUCUACCGUUCGCCGCAACACGGUCAGCAACUGAGGCGUGAACAUGUUUGCUUAUAGUAAUGGUAGUGCUAUCCUUCUCUCCUACCUGCUCAUUCAGGAUAACCCCCUUGUAUCGAGCGCCUACCAGCUUCCGUCGUAACGAUCAUGACUUGACCCCCCCUCUAUACUUAUAAAUCGUCCCCCAGGGCUCUGUUUGAUGUGACAUACACUGUGUGC